UCUGUCAAUUCAAAAAUCAUUUUGUACCAUAUCCUUACCAUUCAAUACAAACCAAACAAUUUGCUGCCGAUUCUUUCGAACAACACAACAAUGGAAUAUAAUAAUUUCAUUAAAAGCAGUUAAAUACCAAUACCAAAGAAAAUGUUUACACGUAGACUACUGAAUACUAUAAAAAUAAUUUACAGGGCGCAUAGGACGAUUCAAUAUAAACUACGUAUAGUUUCACCAGUAACAUUACCCAUUCUUACGCAAGUCUCCUGCGAAGCAAACCAAAAAGAUGAGCAACCAGGCAUUUGGGAUGAAGAGAAAUUGGGCCAUGAAUUUCUCAUUCGCCAGGCUACUACCGUUAAUGUGAAUGCUGCCACCCAACUUCUCACUGUGACUAUGGUUGCUAUACAGGACACGAGUGAGAGAUUAAGAGAAGCACUGUCCAAGGAAAUCUGUUUAGUAAAGCAAGCACUAGAGUGGGGAGAAGAUGGCACUCCUCCACAACACUGGGAUCAGCUGGUUGCAGUGCGAGGGUCUCUCUGUGAUCUUAAACAUAAUCUUAGGGUUCUUUUAAGUUAUAUGGAUUAUGCAGAAAAACUAGCAACAGUUGCUGCAGAAAUAUCUUACUUGUCUGGUAACAUUGCUGCGUCAGAUGCCAUUUGUGAGAGAAUAGACCAUGCAUGCAGGAGCUGUAAUGCACAGAAGCAGCAGACACACGAGCUGCAGCAGGAGUCGCUGGAGCUGCAGCAGCAGGCCAUCGCCGCCGCCCCACAACUGCAAGACAAACUGGUUGAUCAACCUUCACAAGCUGUUAAACAGUGAUUGUACUACUUAGAGACUGCUUUCUUUUUCAUUACCACAUCACCAAAUGACAGAAGUUAUUUUUAUUUUCUAGCCAUGCGGCAAUCACUGCUGGCCACUAGUUGGUUAUUUUUUUCUAAUUAUUAACAAAAUAAUAAUCAGAAAAAAUAGAAGUUACAAGUUAAUAAAAUAUUGUAUUACUUCAUCUUGUAAAUAACGUAAAUUGAAAAUGUUAACAAAUUGUUAACAAAUGUUAUAAUUAAAGCAUCUUUAUUCAGUUUCA
This is a messenger RNA of Cydia pomonella (codling moth), 1072 nucleotides long. RefSeq lists its product as uncharacterized. The record is from RefSeq and is a predicted model, not a curated record. The coding region runs from base 142 to 810 and encodes 222 amino acids. Gene Ontology annotation, cellular component: mitochondrion. Gene Ontology annotation, biological process: apoptotic process. Lineage: Eukaryota; Metazoa; Arthropoda; Insecta; Lepidoptera; Tortricidae. The transcript has 4 exons.